CGCACCCUAGAUCAUCAUCAUUUCAAGGGUAUAUAAUCUUCCCAUUCGGCACUUAGACGGCCUCUGCCAUUUCUAGAGUUCAUCUUCCACAUCCAGUCCCAGGUAUUUCAUUUUCUAAGAUCAAAUCCCCACUCUUCGUUGCUUCGAUUACAAUAUUUAGCAAAUAGAAAGUCUUGUUUUGAACUAUACAGAUAUGAAGCUCAAUUUACGGAUGCGUUUAUUAAUUAACAGACUUGUAGCUCUGUAGAAAAAAAGUUGCAAAUCUGAUUUUUUGUUAGUAAUGCCAGUUUUAAAAUUUGUUUUUUACCGUUAAUAUUUUUUCGUUGCUCUCAAUUUGAUCUUUUUUUAAGUCUCAUUAAUCUGGUUAUUAUGAGAUUGAAAUGAACUUAUGUUCUGAAUAAAUUAGAUAAAAAAAAAAAGAAAACAAUUCGUAGCAUAAAUAAAUGCUUUAUUGAUAUAGGCUUAACAAUUUAUACCUACUCCAUAUAGCUAUUUGUAUAUUUACCCAAGAGAAUAUAUUUCAACUCCGUAGCUAUAAAUCAUAAUGUGUCCAUGUUUGUAUGUGUAUAUAAUACACUGAGGUCCCAUGCCAAAAUAACAUGGUUAUUUAGACAAUAAUUAUACACGGUUAAAAGUUCUAAUUAUUUCCUAAAAUAGAAAUGAAAACCAUUGGUUAGGACAUCCAAAGAAUGAAAGGGGAACCUUAAGCUGGGAUGGAGAGAGUAGUAUAUAAAUCAUUCUGUGUCUAUGCUUGUAUAUAGUUCUGGUUUAAUCCAAGUCCUAAUAAUAACAAACAUUUGAACCAUUUACAUAUCAUUAUUUAUCAAACUGUAACACGAGAUUGUUUUCUAUUUGUGAUGACAGGGAUCUUAAUCCUAUAUUCGUAAGUGAACAGCCUCUAGUUAUGGCUUAUAAGGCGGUUAAGACCACAAAGCCUGGGCUGGAAGAGCCACAGGAGCAAGAGCACAAAAUCAGAAUCACUCUGUCAUCAAAAAAUGUGAAAAACCUUGAGAAAGUUUGUUCUGACUUGGUUCGUGGGGCCAAGGACAAAAGGCUUAGAGUUAAGGGUCCAGUCAGGAUUCCCACCAAGGUUCUCCUUAUCACCACUAGAAAGUCUCCAUGUGGAGAAGGAACCAACACAUGGGACAGAUUUGAGCUAAGGGUGCACAAGCGUGUCAUUGACCUAUUCAGUUCACCAGAAGUUGUGAAGCAGAUCACCUCAAUCACCAUUGAACCGGGUGUAGAGGUUGAGGUCACUAUUGCUGAUCCUUAGAUCAACUUUGAGUGUGUUAGGCACUCACGGCUUGCUAAGCCUUGUUUUUGCUUUGUACUAUCUCUGUGAGUUAUGGGUCUCUUCUGAAUUUCCCUUCUUGCCUCCAACCUCUGUAGACAUUAUGUAUGAGUUUUGUGUUUUUGAUGAAAUAUGGUGGAACAUCUUUGUCGCGAAAUCUUACUCCGUAUUGUAGAAUAUUUUAUUUGAUCUUUUACAUCUUUAAAUUGUGUUAUCAUACAAACCAUUGAAGCUACUAAUUUGUGGUGAAUAUGUUUAAAUUGGUUUAAUUGGUCAAUAUGUUUAAAUUGUCUGA
Messenger RNA from Cuscuta epithymum, 1586 nucleotides. NCBI's taxonomy places the organism in Eukaryota, Viridiplantae, Streptophyta, Magnoliopsida, Solanales, Convolvulaceae. The record is from the annotation of a GenBank genome assembly.